Messenger RNA from Trifolium pratense (red clover), 2211 nucleotides. RefSeq lists its product as uncharacterized. The record is from RefSeq and is a predicted model, not a curated record. Gene Ontology annotation, cellular component: nucleus; RNA polymerase V complex. Lineage: Eukaryota; Viridiplantae; Streptophyta; Magnoliopsida; Fabales; Fabaceae. The coding region runs from base 852 to 2021 and encodes 389 amino acids. The transcript has 9 exons.
ACUUGAACUUUGCAAAGUCUAACUCGGUCAAACCUAUUUCAUUAAUAUCUCUACCUUGAUGCUAGCUGUAUUAAUGGUCCAUUAAUGGACCAUUAAUUAACCUCAUUUGGUAGUUUCUUCUUUCUCUGCAGAGCAGAUAGGCGAUCCUGUCCAAGGUUUAGGGUUUGCACAUUUCAAGCUAUUUGGUUUAUCUUCUCUGUGGUUCAGUCAGUCCUCUACAAGGAACUUGAAACCAUAUCAACAAAAUCAGCAAUUUUAUAAUCCCGAUACUAAAUUCAGGCCCCGUGUUAGGAGAUUCAGUUAUAUUAUAUCACCAACUAUAAUAUUAACGAAGGCCGCUAUACAGAUUACGGAUUUUUGUUCUUUUAAUUAUUUUCACGUUAGAUGUCAAGGUUCAUUACAGGAAUAGUUUAACUCAAACUCUUAAGAGCUUAUGUAGUCCUUGCCACAUAUAAUACAUUCUCUUGUAACUGCUCAUAACUGGUUGUAACUAACUAACUAACUGACAGCUGUUAGUUGGUUAGACUCUUGGCCCUACCUAGAAGAAUCUAUAAAUGGAUUGUUUCUUAUUGUAAUAUUCAGAAAAAUCAAUAUAAGAGAAAUUCAGAAAAUAGAUUUCAUAAUCUCCCUCUAAAUACAUCACAUAACUUCUAUUAAGGGUAAUCAUUCUAAUAUUUGUAUUUCUUGAUCUUUGGCAUGGUGUUGAUAUCUUCAGUCUUUGAUCUUUACUUCUGAGCAGAACAAGUGUAUAGUGCUGUACUCCCAGAGAAAUUAAGGCCAAAAAAGUUGAACAUCUGUAGGUUCAUACUCCAAAGCUGGUGAAUAAUUUCCAUGAUUAUCCUGAUAUUGCCAUGGAUAAACAGAUUUGGAAAAAACGUUCAGGAGAGGCACGUUUGAAACGAAAAAUGAUUUUAAAUGAAAAAAGGCCUAGCAGAUUCAGGAUAUCUCCUGAAAGUGAAAAGAUGCCUCAUUACGCCAAUGAUGGGAAUCAUUUAUCCAGACCAGUCAUGUAUACUGAGACAGGCAGACCCUCGAUGUCAGUGCCUCUGUCAUUUAAUUCUAAGGAGCAAGAAACUUCAUUUAUCAAUCGUAAUACUGUAAUAUAUGGACAUUCAUUGAUAUCAGGUAGACGUAUUAUUGGAGAAAACCAUCAUGUAUCCCCCGGGGAACCAGAAAUUCGUUCUACUUCUACCACUCAUCUUGAGGAAGUUGAAGAGAAUCAUUUAUCCAGACCAGCCGCAUAUAAUGAGACAAGUAAACACUCCAUGGCAAUGCCUCUGUCAUAUUAUUCUAAGGAGCAAGAAACUUCAUUUAUCAAUCGUAACAAAUCUGCUGCAAUAUUUGGACGAUCAUUGAUAUCAGGUAGUCAUGGAUCCCCCGGGGAACCAGAAAUUCGUUCUACCACUCAUCUUGAGAAUGUCGAAGAAUACUUAUCUGAAAAUGUCGAUGCAAAAAAUAUUGGAACACUUAAUACAGGAAGAGGAGUAUGUUCUGCGAUUGCGAUGAAGAGGCCAUUUCAAUCAUCGCUGUACACUUCUUCGCCAAACUCCACCAGUAAGGGCUUUCUUACAAAUCUCAUGCCCAAUCUUCCAACAAAUAACAUUCCAAUCAAAAUACCUUCUACAGAUAUCAACUCCUCAGAUGUACUCAUCAGACGAGCAGCAAUGUAUCAGGAUUACAUGGAGCAGAUCCCAAUCCCGAGUAAUCGAGGCUCUGUCAUCCCAUUUACCUCGUGGAUGGAAUUAGGCAAAUCCAUUAAGAAGCUAUAUGGACAACCUCUUCAUUACCUCACAAACAUCCUCCUUAAACAAUGGGACCAAAUGAGAAUUGGCAGUGAGGAUGAGUAUAAGCGCUUAGACGACAUAAUUCAUCCAUGCAAAGCUGAAACUACCAUAUGGCUCAUGGAAGAAAUCCAUCGCCAAUCUAUAUCCCAUUUGCAUCUUGCCGAUCUCUGGAAAAAGGACCCAAUGUACAAUGGUUUUAUUGAUUCCAUUUUCCCAACAUUACAGGGCACAUCAUGAGCCUCCUUGUUUUCUGUUUUAGAUUAUUUUCCUUUUAAAUACAUGGCUGCAUCUCAUUAUGUGUCUGCCAAUGAUAUUGUAGUCUUAGUUACAGUCCUGGAUUGAAAAUUUUGUAUGACCUCCUCAAGUUACAGCAUGUUGUGAAUUUUGUUGAACAAAAAAAAAAAUACUUAACAUGAUUUAAAACAAA